Molecule: messenger RNA, 2922 nt
Organism: Oncorhynchus masou masou (cherry salmon)
Lineage: Eukaryota; Metazoa; Chordata; Actinopteri; Salmoniformes; Salmonidae
Product: B-cell receptor CD22-like
Exons: 10
Coding region: 1-1779 (592 amino acids)
Source: RefSeq, a predicted model, not a curated record
AUGCAUUCUUAUCAUUAUAUUUCAGGUGUUCAGGGUCAGAGCUGCAAUAUAGUGACUUACACCAAGAGGACAAUCUGUGUCUUGAAGAGGUCAACAGUGGAUAUAUCCUGUACUUAUAUAAGUGGUGAUGAUACAGUCAAAUCAUCAAUCUGGUUUAGUCCCAAACAGAGUGACAGCUGGAGGGAUGAGUUGAUCCCUGAGGACCUAACCACAGACCCAGGGUAUGCAGGUCGUGUGGAGUAUGUUGGAGAGAAGGAGAGAGGUCGCUCCACCCUGAGAAUCACAGAUCUGAGAGAGGAGGACUCUGCUGUGUACAAGUUCAUAUUCAACACACAGACAUCAAGAUGGGGACACAGCUUCCCUGGAACAACUCUGACUGUCACAGACCUGCAGGUGAAGGUGACUCCUGCCACAGAGGAAGGGAAGAGGACACUGACCUGUAGCACCACCUGUACUCUGACUGACAACCCCACCUACAUCUGGUACAAGAACGGACACAAAGUAAAGGAGGACACUUCCAGCCUGGACUCAGACUCCUUUAGUGAUGCAGACAGUUACUCCUGUGCUGUAAAAGGCCAUGAGGAUCUCCUCUCUCCUGCAAAGUGUCAGAAGUGUUGGAGUGUGACUUACACCCAUCAGAAGAUCUGUGCUUUGAAGGGGUCAACAGUGGACAUAUCCUGCUCUUACACAUAUCCCAGUUACCAUGAGAUCAAACAAGCUUUCUGGUUUACUAAAUGGUCUGGUAUGGAGGCUGAAGAUCUGAGCUCAGUGCCAGGGUAUGAGGGUCAUAUAGAGUACCUUGGGGAUAAGGAGAGUGACUGUACCCUGAGAAUCACACACCUGAGAUUGAGUGACUCUGCAUGGUACAUGUUCAGAUUCAUAACAUCUGGAGGAAAGUUUUCUGGCUCACCUGUCUCUCUGACUGUCACAGAUGUUGUGUUGGAGAUGGAUCCUGCAUCUGUGUCAGAGGGGGAGAGAGUCACACUGAGAUGUAGAACCAACUGUACACUGGACCCCAUCACAGCCUACAGUUGGUAUAAGAAUGGACAGUCUAUACCAAACAGCAACACCUCCUCUCCUGUCUAUAUCCUGUUCUCAGUCAGCAGUGAGGAUACAGGCAGAUACUCCUGUUCUGUAGAAGGACAUGAGGAUCUCCCCUCUGCUGAAGAGACUCUCACUGUUACAUAUGGACCAAGGAACACCUCAGUGUCAGUCAGUCCCUCUGGUGAAAUAGUGGAGGGCAGUUCAGUGACUCUGACCUGCAGCAGUGAUGCCAACCCACCUGUGGACAAAUACACCUGGUACAAGAAGAACGUAACCUCACCAAAAGCAUCAGGACAGAGUUACAGCAUCACUGACAUCAUCUCUGAGGACAGAGGAGAAUAUUACUGUGAGGCCCAGAAUGGAAGAGGAUCUAAUAACUCUACAGCUCUGAUGAUCAUUGUAGCAGGGAAACAGACCUCAGUUGUGACUGCAGCUGUAGGGAUCAUAGUGGUUGUUCUGGUUCUCAUCCUCUGUCUCUCUGGACUCAUGUUGUUCAGGAGAUACACAGGAGGAAGUGAUGCGACAACAGACACACAGAGUGUCCGUCCUGACUGUAACAGUGACACGUACACAGGUCUGAACAUGAGGACCAUGUCCCCUGACUAUGACACGCUGGCAAGUGUCCAUCCUGACCCUAACAGUGAUGCCAACAGUGACAUGUACACACCUCUGAACAUGAAGACCAGGUCACCAGAGUAUGACACCCUGGCAAAUGUGAGGGGACCCUCCCACUGAAGAUAACCACCACAGAUCCUGGACUGAAGAGAAUCACCACAGAUCCUGGACUAAAGAGAAUCACCACAGAAGCUGGACUAAAGAGAAUCACCACAGAUCCUGGACUGAAGAGAAUCACCACAGAAGCUGGACUGAAGAGAAUCACCACAGAUCCUGGACUGAAGAGAAUCACCACAGAUCCUGGACUGAAGAGAAUCACCACAGAUCCUGGACUGAAGAGAAUCACCACAGAUCCUGGACUGAAGAGAAUCACCACAGAUCCUGGACUGAAGAGAAUCACCACAGAUCCUGGACUGAAGAGAAUCACCACAGAAGCUGGACUGAAGAGAAUCACCACAGAAGCUGGACUGAAGAGAAACACCACAGAAGCUGGACUGACGAGCUACGGUUCCAAUCCAAAGCCAGGCCUCACACCUCUAUUCUCUUGCAACCUUAUCUAGAUGGUUUUCCAGACCAUGAACUUUAGCUUUUGAGUAAAUGCUGGAAUAUAUGUUUUAUUUUCUUAUGAUGAUAAUUAUGUAUAUUGGUGAUAAAUGGGAUGGGUUAUGCUUCUGCUUUUUUUCAAUGGGAUUUUUUCCAUUUCCAUAUUUUUUCUUCUGUACCAAUCUGUUUACUAUCUAUAGUUUAAGAUUAUAUUUCUGAUAUUGUUCUAUGGAAUUUUGCAAAUUAUGGAUUUAUAACAUCAAUAGUCCUACUUUCCUCUGCAACUAAUAUGGAUAAUAUUGACAACAGCUUUUUAAUAUUUUUUGCUUUUGGGUCAAGUUUCUCCUGAUGUGUUGAUGAUGAUUUACUUUGUAUUGCUGUCAGACAUUAUUCCACAUUUGUUCUUUUAUAUUUUAUAAUACUAUAUAUUUUUUAUUUUUUAUUUUUUAAUGUAAUCAGUUAAUUACAUACAUUUAAACAUUUGCUGUUUUUUAUAUUAAUUAUAAUUGUAUAAUUGUAUAUUACGUAAUGCUAUAUUGUUCAGUGUCAUGAUAUCACUUGUUAUGUCACAUUCUUCAUUAUUACGUAUUUUAUAUACAGGUUUACCUUUGCAGUUUUUACAGUGUGGUUUAGUGACAAUACAGUACAAGCAUCAUGUUGUAAAUAAGAUCAAAGUUUAAGACAUUAUAUACAUUCAUUAUUUCAUCAACACAUAAUACA